GGUCAAAAUUCACUCAAUCAAACCCCACACAAACCCAUCUUCAAAUCCAACGGCCAAGAUCAUUUCCUCCUCUUUCUCCCGCCCGGGUCUCCGUCCUCCUUCUCACCUCUACCACGCCCCUUCUUCUCUUUCUCUCUUCUCUCUCUUCUUCUUCUAAAUCUUUCUUUUUCUUUCCAUUUAGAACCCUAUAUGAUUUUAUAUUUACAAUUUAGUCCCUCUUCUUCACAUCCUUUUUAUCCAAAACUCCAACUCCACCCUUCCUUCCUCUCAUCUCUCUCUUUCACUUCAUCCGACGCUCCACAAACUUCCACGUCCUCGUCGUCUUCUUCGUCGUCUCGAUCCCCUAUUUAUUAACCGCUUUCCCUUUUUCUAGGGUUUCAUCUUCGUCUCCAGAUCUCGCCGACCCCUUGCGCCCUCGCUCUGGUGGGGUUUCUUGCGGGAUUUUAUGGCGAUCGUGAAGAAUAGUAUUAGGGUUUCGAAGCUUGAUGGUGAUCUCUCGCCGGGGACUGCGUCAAGCGAUGAAGAUGAGGAUGGGCUCUCGCCGGCGGCGGCUUCUGAUGCGUCUUUGCAGUCGGAUGGAGAGGAUUCUGGGAUGGGAUCGGAUGAGUAUGAUGUUUCGGAGCUUGGGGAGGCUGGGACGGAGCUUUGCCAGGUUGGGAAUCAGAGUUGUAGCAUCCCGCUGGAGCUUUAUGACCUUCCUGGGCUUGGUGAUGUUCUUUCUGUUGAGACUUGGAAUGAGUGUCUCUCUGAGGAGGACCGGUUUGCGCUCUCGGUUUAUCUCCCGGAUAUGGACCAGGAGACCUUUAGCCUUACUCUUUUUGAACUCUUCUCCGGCGCUAACUUCCACUUUGGUAGCCCUCUUGCUGACCUUUUCAAUAAGAUGAAGGGUGGGUUCUGUGAACCGAGGGUUGUGCUGUGCCGGCGGGGAGUGAAUUCUUUUCAGAGGCGCAAGCAUUAUCAUAGGCUUAGAGAGUAUCAUAAUUCCAUGGUGCGGGGUCUUGCGUGGAUUAAAGAUGCUUGGCAGGACUACACUGGGUAUGAUAUCCAGGAAAGGCUUAAUCUUUUGAACAUCCUGAGGAUCAACGGGAAUCUAGGUGGCAUUGGAGAUGUGGCAGGGUCUGAGACUGAUUUGGAGAGUGAGGAUUCUGGAGAGAGGAUUUGGAGCAAGAGGGCUAAGGGUGUCAAAGCCAUCUUUUGAUGUGGUGGGUUUGAAGCAGGUCA
Messenger RNA from Dioscorea cayenensis subsp. rotundata (Guinea yam), 1221 nucleotides. Its product is annotated as nuclear factor related to kappa-B-binding protein-like. The record is from RefSeq and is a predicted model, not a curated record. Gene Ontology annotation, cellular component: Ino80 complex. Lineage: Eukaryota; Viridiplantae; Streptophyta; Magnoliopsida; Dioscoreales; Dioscoreaceae. The transcript has 2 exons. The coding region runs from base 446 to 1198 and encodes 250 amino acids.